GCGAAGGAAAAAGGAAAGAAGAAGAUACUUUGUGGUUUUUUUUUGGUGUAUAAAAAAGGCUGAUUUUGCAGGUGGAGUAAGUUUUAUUGAAAUAAUUAAUUAAAUAAAUAAAACCAAAUACAAAAUAUACCCAAAAAGAACAACGAAUUGAAAAUGGCUCAAAUGGAUCUUGAAUUGAAAAAGGCAUUCACCGAAAUGCAAAUUAACAAAAUUGAGACCACUAAAAAAAUGAAUAUGAUCGAUAUGAAAUGCAGCAUGGUGAAAAAUGGAAAACAGAAAUAUGAACUAACAGAGAAAGGCACCAGCGAUCUGACGGAUGAUACAAGAGUCUACCUUUCUGUGGGACGCAUGUUUGUCCUAACCGAUGUAGAGAAUAUGCGCAGCGAUCUCAAGGGAAAGCAAGAAAAAUGUGAUAAGGCCAUCGAACUGCUCAAUAAAAAGAAGGAAUUUUUAGUGAAAUCAUUAAAAGACCAAGAAGAUGGCCUACGCGAAUUAGUACAACAGCGCAAGGAAGCCGAUGCGGCGGCAAAAUGAAUAUUUAAAUCUUUAAAUUAAGUUUGCUUAGUUUAUUCAUAUACAUACGUAAAUUUCUAAAUACUAAAUUCUGUUUCCCAAUAUUUUCCUCCAAAUAAACUAAUAUAGACGUUCAAUAAAAUA
This is a messenger RNA of Rhagoletis zephyria (snowberry fruit fly), 657 nucleotides long. RefSeq names its product prefoldin subunit 1 (gene Pfdn1). Lineage: Eukaryota; Metazoa; Arthropoda; Insecta; Diptera; Tephritidae. Gene Ontology annotation, cellular component: prefoldin complex; cytoplasm. Gene Ontology annotation, biological process: protein folding. Gene Ontology annotation, molecular function: protein folding chaperone. The record is from RefSeq and is a predicted model, not a curated record.